This is a messenger RNA of Sphenostylis stenocarpa, 222 nucleotides long. NCBI's taxonomy places the organism in Eukaryota, Viridiplantae, Streptophyta, Magnoliopsida, Fabales, Fabaceae. The record is from the annotation of a GenBank genome assembly.
AUGAAACCAUCUUUCAUAUUGAAAAAGGAAGAGCUUUUGACGCGUUCCAAUUUUGCGCAAAAGAAUUCGUGGGAACGCAGCCAUGUUGAUAGAAAGUCUGGAAGUGUGCGUGACAAUGAAAUGGAUGGGAGUGGCAAAGGCCAAAUUCAGACUUUAGGCCAAUGUUUUCCUGCACGUGACCUCUAUGUGUCCCCCUACUUGCUUCCUAAACCAUGCACGUGA